CGAGCGCGCCGCGGGGCUAGUGGAGUUGAACGCGGAGCCGGUGCGGGCUCCCCGCUGCUGCCGAGUCCCGAGCCCCGCACGGUGGCCCGGGCCCGGCCGCGGCGCUGCUGGAGGAGUUGGUUCCGGGACCUGAGCUGCGGCCCGGGCUGGGGUCACGGGGGACGCGGGCCCCCGUGUGAGCUGCACACGGGACAAAGGGCGCGGUGUUGAGGCUGCGCGCCCCACCUCCCCGCGCCCCGCUCGGGCCCCUGCGCUACUCAGCCCGAGCGGAGGUCGCCGCCCCCAGCCCCUGCCUUCAGCCGCGCGGGCGCUCCUUCGGCCCGGGCGCACCCGGCGCCUGCGGCGCGUCCCCGGAGCGGCCAUCUGGCCGCGGGGCCCCGCGCCUGGCCGCCAGCUGGCCGCGGCGCAGGCGAUGGCUGGACACAGCCGGGCCGCUUGGCCGCUUGCCCUGGGUUCCGCUGCGGCUCCCCCACCGCGCCGCGAGCGCCUGCUACUCCAUGCUGGGCUGCGGAGCUGAGCGGCGCGAGCGCGGGGCCAGCGGCCCGGGCGCCCGGGGCCACCGAGCCGCCACUUCCCGGCGUGGGCUCAGAGUUUGGGGAAGCCGAGCAGGUGGCGCAGCCACUGCCCACCUCCUGCGAACUCUGCGGGGCUUCUAGUCUUGUUGAUGUUGUGACUAUGGGCUGCGUGUGUGUUUUUCUUUUUUUUUUUUAACCACACACAAAAGAAGGGAGGAGUUAGAGGAAAGAUUUAGCCACUAUGAGUCAUCCCACACUUCGCUCUUUCCCCGGGAUAGCAAAUGCAUGGGGAGAAUGUCUUGAGAAACAGUUAUAGUAGGGACUGCCUAGGUCCCCUCCCUGUCCCCUUUCUCUACAGUCCUGUCUGCGCCGGGUGUGCCCCAGAUGAAGGUGGGGUAAAAUGAUGGCCAGCGCACCUAAAUGGGGGAAAUGGCUACAAGCUAGCAAGCUGGAAACUUUCUGGAACAGUGGAGCUGUGAAUAUCGAACCACACACAUUCUUGCUAUAGGCAGCCAUGGCCCUCGUGCGCUACUGAAAUAUAAAUGGAAAGGCCGUCACAGCAGGACGAUACCUUAGCCUUCAGUAGCAUGAAUUCAGCACUGCACGGAGGAGGGCGGUGGUGGUGGCUCACGCCUCUGCUUUGAGGGGCCCAGGAUCGGAUCAGCCAGGAAACUGCCAGGACCAGGGAUGCGGGGUCACAAGUGAUCGUGUUCUCUAAUCUGAUUCCCAGAGGUGCUGUCACCUCUCAGCGUGGCAGAGGAUGGCUGGCUAUGUGGUUGAAUGUUACAGAUGAGGUAGAAAGGCUGGGCAGAGGUCAGCAGGCCCCUGGAUGCAUGGAGAGGAAUAUUCUUCUGUAGGUGGCUGCUGCUAAUUUUUCCAAGGGGAAACAUUUAGGUUUGGUGUCGCCAUUCUGUUUACUGCAGUCCAGGCUGCUGUGUUAGCUGUCAUUGGGUCCUCAUGGUUCACAGCUGGAUGACAUUUGUUUUUCAUGGGUCCCUGUUUGGGGUCUUUUUGACCUUCUCACUGAUGAUUAAUUUGUUGUAACCUCCUGAAAACAGAGGCUUGAUACGAGAAGUUUGAGAAAUUGUAGGAUAAAGGGACCUCUGCUUUGUUCCAGAUUUCAGCCCCUGUUGAGGGGCCAGUUGAUUCUGUUGCAGGAGUCAGGUAGUGAGCAGAACACUGACUUCAUUCCUCCCGGGUUGUGCCCUCUGCUUGGCCUGUAGCUGAGGCCACAGUGGGUCUCUCUUGUUGCUUCAUAAGGUGAACUAACGAUCCAGCUAUGGCAGAGGAGCCAGGCAGGACAUCACGUGGAGAAGAGGGACCAGAAAGUGCAAGCUAGGGCCCAUCUGGAAGAAAACAGAACAUCCCUUCCUAUUUCAUGGCCUGAGUGUAAAAAACGGUGGAGGCUGGGCACGGUGGUUCACACCUGUAAUCCCCAUGCUUUGGGAGGCCGAGGCAGGAGGAUCGCUUGAAGCCAGGCGUUUCAGACCAGCCUGGGCAACAUGGUGAGACCCUGUCUCUACAAAAAAGUUUUUAAAAUAGCCAGGCAUGGUGGCAUAUGCCUAUAGUCCCAGCUACUUGGAAGGCUGAGGUGGAAGGAUCCCUUGAGCCCAGUAAAGUGAGGCUGUGGUGAGCUAUGAUCAUACCACUGCACUCCAGCCUGGGUGACAGAGUGAAACCCUGUCUCAAAAAAAAAAGGGGAAGGAGUGUAGAGAGGGUGGUCCCCCAUCUCUACCACCUUACUCAGACAGGGCUUCUUUUACCUGAGUGCCAAGCCUGGCUCAGGUCAUUGAGGAACAGAAGUCGUUUAGUGUUAGAGGAAGGAGAGUUGGGAACAGGGUCACUGUGUAUGGUUGUACAGUUUGUACCAGGCACCGGACCAAGGAAGCCAUGUGCCCUGGGUCUGCCCAAAAGAAGGGUCUGCCUUUCUCAGUUGCACCAGGUCACCCGAUGGGCUGCUGCUGGCCCUAGUGCUCAGCCCAUCUGCAGGAAUAAAGAGUUGCAACAUGGGUGUGCUCAAGACAGGCGGUCAGGGACUAGGAAGCAGCGGCUAAUUUCUCCAAAAUCUAACAAUAAUGAGAACUGGUUGUUUGCAUGCAUUUUCUCCCUUUAAUCCUUUACCACCGCCCUCUGAAGAAAGUAGUGGUGGUACCAUGUUGUGCCCAGUGGGGAAACUGAUUCUUGGAAAGACUAAGCAGUUCAAGGUCGUGCAGCCGGCAGGUCCAGGUUUGUCCGUCACCAGAGCCUUUGGUCUCAACCACUGGACUAGACUGAUCACUUUGCCUGGCCUUCUAACAAAUUGUAGCUUUUUUUUUUUUUUGCAUUUCCUAGUGAAAGGCAUUUUCCAAACUAUACCACUGUGUACAUUAACAGUAAAUCCCUUGAAAGAAAAGAGCAUUUGUCAGUAUUUUCGGUGGCAGCAAAGAUGUGGGAGGCUUUGGAGAAAGGAGAAGGAGCCCCCUGAGAUAGAGAAGCAGGGGAGUCAUAGCGAGGAGGGGAGAGCCAGCUAGAACUAGGAAAUGAUGUGGGGGCAGGGGCAUUGGAGGUCGGCCAGGUUCUCUGCUGUCCCUGCAAGAGCAGAGGAGGAGAUCUUCUGAGAUCCACUGAGUCAUCCAUCCAGUUGACUUCCCAAGAGUCUGCACCUGGCCUACCAGGGUACCUGGUUGAUGAUUCGAGAAGUGGUUUAUCCUUUGACUGGAAAAGAAAAGUAGCUGCAGUAUUCCCCCAGCACUUGCUGAGAGCAUGCCUUACGUCAGGCCGUGAGGCUUGAGAGACAAGCAGUGGAAGAGUUGUGGCCUGUUUCAUCUCUGGAUUAUAAAUCUGAGCCUCCUUCUGGCUCCUGGAAGGGGACAGCAUCACCAUGGAAUGAUUCCUAACCAGCAUAAUGCUGGAGCCGGGGGCCACCAGCCUGCAGUUUUCAGAAUGGCCGUGUUGGACACUGAUUUGGAUCACAUUUUUCCAUCUUCUGUUCUUCCUCCAUUCUGGGCUAAGUUAGUAGUGGGAUUGGUUGCCAUUGUGUGUUUUGCACGCAGCUAUGAUGGAGACUUUGUCUUUGAUGACUCGGAAGCUAUUGUUAACAAUAAGGACCUCCAAGCAGAAACGCCCCUUGGGGACCUGUGGCACCAUGACUUCUGGGGCAGUAGACUGAGCAGCAACACCAGCCACAAGUCCUACCGGCCUCUCACCGUCCUGACUUUCAGGAUUAACUACUACCUCUCGGGAGGCUUCCACCCCGUGGGCUUUCACGUGGUCAACAUCCUUCUGCACAGUGGCAUCUCUGUCCUCAUGGUGGAUGUCUUCUCGGUUCUGUUUGGUGGCCUGCAGUACACCAGUAAAGGCCGGAGGCUGCACCUCGCCCCCAGGGCAUCCCUGCUGGCCGCGCUGCUGUUUGCUGUCCAUCCUGUGCACACCGAAUGUGUUGCUGGUGUUGUCGGCCGUGCAGACCUCCUGUGUGCCCUGUUCUUCUUGUUGUCUUUCCUUGGCUACUGUAAAGCAUUUAGAGAAAGUAACAAGGAGGGAAUGUAUUCUUCCACCUUCUGGGUGCUGCUGAGUAUCUUCCUAGGAGCAGUGGCCAUGCUGUGCAAAGAGCAAGGGAUCACCGUGCUGGGUUUGAAUGCAGUAUUUGACAUCUUGGUGAUAGGCAAAUUCAAUGUUCUGGAAAUUGUCCAGAAGGUACUGCAUAAGGACAAGUCAUUAGAGAGUCUCGGCAUGCUCAGGAACGGGGGCCUCCUCUUCAGAAUGACCCUGCUCACCUCCGGAGGGGCUGGGAUGCUCUAUGUGCGCUGGAGGAUCAUGGGCACGGGCCCGCCGGCCUUCACCGAGGUGGACAAUCCGGCGUCCUUUGCUGACAGCAUGCUGGUGAGGGCCAUAAACUACAAUUACUACUAUUCAUUGAAUGCCUGGCUGCUGCUGUGUCCCUGGUGGCUGUGUUUUGAUUGGUCAAUGGGCUGCAUCCCCCUCAUUAAGUCCGUCAGUGACUGGAGGGUAAUUGCACUUGCAGCGCUCUGGUUCUGCCUAAUUGGCCUAAUAUGCCAAGCCCUGUGCUCUGAAGACGGCCACAAGAGAAGGAUCCUUACUCUGGGCCUGGGAUUUCUCGUUAUCCCAUUUCUCCCCGCGAGUAACCUGUUCUUCCGAGUGGGCUUCGUGGUCGCGGAGCGAGUCCUCUACCUCCCCAGCAUUGGCUACUGUGUGCUGCUGACUUUUGGAUUUGGAGCCCUGAGCAAACAUACCAAGAAAAAGAAACUGAUUGCUGCUGUCGUGCUGGGGAUCUUACUCAUCAACAUGCUGAGAUGCGUGGUGCGCAGCGGCCAGUGGCGGAGUGAGGAACAGCUUUUCAGAAGCGCUCUGUCUGUGUGUCCCCUCAAUGCCAAGGUUCACUACAACAUUGGCAAAAACCUGGCUGAUAAAGGCAACCAGACAGCUGCCAUCAGAUACUACCGGGAAGCCGUAAGAUUAAAUCCCAAGUACGUUCAUGCCAUGAAUAAUCUUGGAAAUAUCUUAAAAGAAAGGAAUGAGCUACAGGAAGCUGAGGAGUUGCUGUCUUUGGCUGUUCGAAUACAGCCAGACUUUGCUGCUGCGUGGAUGAAUCUAGGCAUAGUGCAGAACAGCCUGAAACGGUUUGAAGCCGCAGAGCAAAGUUACCGGAUGGCAAUUAAACACAGAAGGAAAUACCCAGAUUGUUACUACAACCUCGGGCGUCUGUAUGCAGAUCUCAAUCGCCACGUGGAUGCCUUGAACGCGUGGAGAAAUGCCACCGUGCUGAAACCAGAGCACAGCCUAGCCUGGAACAACAUGAUUAUACUCCUCGACAAUACAGGUAAUUUAGCCCAAGCUGAAGCAGUUGGAAGAGAGGCACUGGAAUUAAUACCUAAUGAUCACUCUCUCAUGUUCUCGUUGGCAAACGUGCUGGGGAAAUCCCAGAAAUACAAGGAAUCUGAAGCUUUAUUCCUCAAGGCAAUUAAAGCAAAUCCAAAUGCUGCAAGUUACCAUGGUAAUUUGGCUGUGCUUUAUCAUCGCUGGGGACAUCUAGACUUGGCCAAGAAACACUAUGAAAUCUCCUUGCAGCUUGACCCCACGGCAUCAGGAACUAAGGAGAACUAUGGUCUGCUAAGAAGAAAGCUAGAACUAAUGCAAAAGAAAGACGUCUGAUCCUUUUUCCUUCAUGUUUUGAGUUUGAGUGUGUGUGUGCAUGAGGCAUAUCAUUAAUAGUAUGUGGUGACAUUUAACCAUUUAAAAGUCUUAGACAUGUUUUAUUGAUUUUUUCUAUGAAAACAAAGACAUGCAAAAAGAUUAUAGCACCAGCAAUAUACUCUUGAAUGCUUGAUAUGAUUUUUCAUUGAAAUUGUAUUUUUUCAGACAACUCAAAUGUAAUUCUAAAAUUCCAAAAUUGUCUUUUUUUAAUUAAACAGAAAAAGAGAAAAAAUUAUCUUGAGCAACUUUUAAUAGAAUUGAACUUUCAUUUGGGAUCUGAGCCUUGUCGUGUAUGGACUAGCACUAUUAAACUUCAAUUAUGACCAAGAAAGGAUAGACUGACCCCUACAAUUUGUAUAAAUAUUGAACGUGUCUAUAUAUUAGCAUUUUUAUUUAAUGACAAAGCAAAUUAAGAUUCUUGUUUUUUUAUCUUUUUUUAAAACAAUAUACUGUGAACUUUGUAAGGAAAUAUUUAUUUGUAUUUUUAUGUUUUGAAUAAGGCAAAUCGAAUGAGGAAUGGAAAUUGUAACAUGUAGUAUAUCUAUAUCUAUAUGCUUUUCCCCAUAGGAAGAAAAUGACUUCUGCAGUAGUUUUUGGAUGCUCUGACUUGUGCAAUUUCAAUACAUAGGAGGUUAUGUAAUGUAAUAUUUUACAUAAACAAUUACUAUCAGUUGAAAGUUCAGGCCAUGCUUUAGGCAAAAGCAGGCAGCCUCACAUCUUUAUUUUUGUUACAUCCAAGGUGAAGAGGGCAACACAUCUGUGUAAGUUGCUUUUUAGUGUUUUUAACUGAAAAGCCAUUUUCCAUUUUGCUUAAUGAAACUACAGACAUUAUCCAGAAAAUGCAAAAUUUUCUCUCAAAUGGAGCCACAUUCUGGGAAUUUGUAGUAUUUUUAAGAAUUGAGUUGUUCCUGCUGUUAUUUGAUCCAAACAAUGUUUUGUUUUGUUCUUCUCUGUAUGCUGUUGACCUAAUGAUUUAUGCAAUCUCUGUAAUUUCUUAUGCAGUAAAAUUAUUACACAAACUAGCA
Chlorocebus sabaeus (green monkey) is the source of this 6730-nucleotide messenger RNA. Lineage: Eukaryota; Metazoa; Chordata; Mammalia; Primates; Cercopithecidae. The record is from RefSeq and is a predicted model, not a curated record.